Phycodurus eques (leafy seadragon) is the source of this 7239-nucleotide messenger RNA. RefSeq names its product lysine (K)-specific demethylase 6B, a (gene kdm6ba). The coding region runs from base 97 to 6144 and encodes 2015 amino acids. The record is from RefSeq and is a predicted model, not a curated record. Gene Ontology annotation, molecular function: histone H3K27me2/H3K27me3 demethylase activity; RNA polymerase II cis-regulatory region sequence-specific DNA binding; chromatin DNA binding. Gene Ontology annotation, cellular component: MLL3/4 complex. The transcript is spliced from 21 exons. Gene Ontology annotation, biological process: regulation of gene expression; heart development. Lineage: Eukaryota; Metazoa; Chordata; Actinopteri; Syngnathiformes; Syngnathidae.
CAGAGGGACAGGACAGGCGAGCCCUUUUCAAGCGUUGGAGUGAGGCCCUCUCUGUGCUGCAGUGGAGGGCUUCACGGACACGGCAAGUCUGGCUGAAUGCAUCACGCAGUGGAGCAGUUUGGCGGGCGUGGCACACGGGAUCCCUUCUCUCUGGAUGGACUCAACCGGGGACCCUGGGCUCCCGUGGGCGGCCGCGCCUGGCAGCCACCCGGCAGGUGUUUGCCAGGAAUGACCCAACACCAGCUCCUUGCCCAUCUACCUCCUGGUCCAAUUCACCCACUCAACCAAUCCAGCAAAUUCUAUAAUAACGGGCCCACGCGAGGAGGGGAGAAGCCGGAUCUCCCGCAGGCGGUGUUGCCGGGUCUGCCGAGGGAGCAGCUGAGACCGCUUCCUCAUCAUCCUCUUCAUCAUCUGCAUCCUCUUCAUCCUCCCCCUCCUCACCGGGCAUGGGAGCAACUGGGCCAGCUCUACGAAGCCCACCAUCCUCCCCAAGGACAUCCAGGCACGACUCUCCCCGAGCACUCACUCCGCCUCCAUAAUGGCGGCUACGCGGGGAGCGGCGGAGCCCCCCCUAGCCCGCAUCUCCCCGCCGGCUGGCCGAUGCAACCGUUGAAGUUCGGGGGUCCUCAGGAGCACCACGCCCCCCGGGGGCCGCCAGUGCCGGGAGACGACACGUGGGCUCAGGUGCAUCAGCAGCAGAGGGGACACGCUGGCAAGAUGCCCGGCGGUCAGCUGAAGAGACCGCGGCCCCCGCUCGGCGAACACUCUGUCAUCCAGCACGCUCCCGCGCCGUCCGCCCGCUCGCCCGCAGAGGACUGGCCCAGCCCGAGCAAGAGGAAAAAGAGCUCCGAUCAGGUCUCGCAUCCUGGACAGCAGCGCUUCCCCGGACCGGGCCAGGCUUUGGCGUCUCAGCCCCACCACGUCAAAGCAGCCUUCUGGAACCCCUUCCAUAAGGACAACAGCACCUGGCAGCCUCAGAGUUGCGAUCGCAAGAACGGAGUUCUUCCACCAACGGAGUUCCAAAGCCCAAUUGAACCCCAUAAACAAGCACUAGGCAGCUACCCCCAAAAGACACCUUCGGCCACACCCGCCCCUUCCGCCGUGUCACCUCCCCUCAGCUCGCAUCCUCCUAGCUACAACCAGGCAUGUGCACCUCCUCCGCAGAGAGACUGCUUCCAACCUCAGGCUGCGAACCAGCAGUCCCCCCACUCUUCCUAUCGCAGCCCCACUUCCAAGCCGGGGCCAGCUCCACCCUGCCAGGCCGUGGAGCCCCACAGCCGCAGAGGCUCUCUCGCCGGGGAGAGAGAUCAGCAUCGGCACACCCGGUCUUCACCAGCAAAACCCCCAGCCGGCGGCAGUGUGCCUUACAGCCGCUUUCAGCCUCACCCGGGACUGGGGCAGCGCGGCCCCCCUGCGCCUCCGCCGCCUCCCGCCGGCGCCACCUCAGUACCUCAGCAGAGCGGGCCCUAUGAUGCGUGGCGGUACCAGAGUAGGCCCGGCAGCCAACCCCCGGAUUCAGACAUCUGCAGACCUCCGGGACUGAUACCUCAUCACCAGCAAAGCCACAAUCAGGGUCCAGACAGUCAGCGUCGACCUCACGUCAGCCCGCCCCCCGUCAGCUCUACCCGCGCCCCUGUCAUUAUCCCCAAUCGUUCCUCCUGCUCAGUCGGUGGCUACGGCAACAGCAGCGGCUCAAACGGCGGUCGCCAGGUGAACCAGCAGAGGAGUCACGAGCCGGCGCCCCGAAGAUGUCCCCCCGGCCCUCAGCUGAAUGCCAGCCAGCCUCGCCACGAGGUACGAGGAAGACCUCAAGAUCACGGACCCCCCGACGCCCCCGAGGAGAAGACCUCCUUUUAUCCUCGGGCUCAACUCGCGCAAGCUCCCGCGUGCUCUACGUCGUCGUCUUUGUUCUACUCAGGGCUCCCCGGGACGGGGGACGGCGUCAUUACGGACAGAGUGUCAAAGCCCGUUCCCGGUUCUCCUCCUGUGUACUCGCGAUCUUCCGGCCAUCACCGGGUGUCUUCCCAGGCGUACUCCCAGCUGCAGAUUCAUCCCGGCCCCGCUUUGGACUCGCAGUCCAUCGUGGAGGCUCUGGACAAGCUGGACGCAGAGCUCGAGGGCCACCUGCGAGCCGAGGAGAAGAGGAGGAGGGAAAGACGGGACGAAGAGCGGCGAAAGAGAGAGUUGGAGAUGAAGCAAAAGGACGAGGAGGAGAGGAAGAGGAGAGAGCGGGAAAAGAAAGAUGAGGAGAGGAAGAAGAGGGAGACGGAGAAACGGGAGGAGGAGGAACGUCGGCGGAGGAGAGAGUGGGAGCUGCAGGAGCAAGAGAGGAAGAGGAGGGAAGUGGAGAGGCUGCAGGAGGAGGAGAGGAGGAAGAGGGAGUGGGAGAAGCAGGAGCGGGAACGCAAGAGGAGAGAGUGGGAAAGGCAAGAGGCAGAGAAGAAGAGGAGAGAAGCGGAGGAGCGGGAGAGGUUGGCGAGAGAAAAGAAGGAAGAGGAGGAAGUGAUGCGUCAAAAGGCUCAAGAGCAGACUGCCAUGGAAAGUCUGGAAAGACUUCUGUGUGGCGACGCCCCCCCACCUGCACGGCCCCGCCCGGUAACCGCUCCUCCGGGCCCCGCCUCCUCGCGGGCCUCGCCUCCCUACCCGUGGCUGAGCCGCGGCGGCGCUUCCGGCCAGGCGCCCGUCGUCAACGCUGCCCUGGAGAGGCUGCGACCGCCUCCGCUAACGCCGCAGACGGACUACGCCCGCGAAAAGCAGCGGCAGCGGGAGAUGUGGGGCGACCCCCUUCCGACGCACGAUACCUCAGGGAUGAAGCGCCGGCGGCCCCCCGCCGCCCAGGCCGCGCCCAAACUGUCCAAAGAGCCGGCCGGCUCGCCGCCUAUGCUCCGAGAGCCCCCCAAGCUCUAUCAGGCCUUUCCCAGAGAGAACCGGCCGGCUGCCCCUCUGCCUGCGCCCGCCCUGCGUUCGGACAGUUCUCCAUUUGAGGAGGAGCCCUCGGAGUUGUCCACGCUGCUCCCCGACGGCCUGGCCAACAUCAUGGCCAUGCUGGAUGAAUCCAUUAAAAAGGAGGAAGAGAUGUACAGCGAGGGUCUCCUCGAUACAUUUUCGCCAAGUGUCCCGCCCGUCAAGAGUUACCUUUGUGCCCCGGACCUCCUCCCGGCGCUCAAACGUCAGCCGAACCAGGAAGAUUUCGGAGCCAACGCUCACGCGAGCCCACCUGUGCUCAGCCGCCAAGGCUCGCUGGCGUCCCCUUGCAGCCGGACGUCUUCGCUUAACGAGGAGGUGGAGGAGGAGGAGGAGGAGGAAGAAGAGACGGAUGACCUGAAAAGCUCACCCCAAAACACUGGAGCGGGAGCGGGCAACGGCACCUACCGCCACAGCGACCUGGCCAAACUUUACGGCCUUCCCGAGCAGGCUAAAAGUGAGGCGGAGGAGGAGGAGGAAGAGGAGGAUUCCGAGACCCCGUCGUGUUCGCCGCCACCUCGGAGACCCCACCUCCACCAAACGGGAGUCAACAGCAUGUUCAAGUCUCUGGCCACAGUCCUGGAGAGCCAGAAAUACGCGUACCGAGGCGGACCUUUCGGGAGGCCCCCGCCGUCGGCUCUGCUCGGCGUCAAAUAUUCCUCGUCGCUCUCGCUGGGUCCCGACAUAUGUCGCCAGCAGCACGGCGGCUCACCCACGUCCGAUUCCACCGAUGCCCCGUUCAGUCCGACCGUCCCUCCUCCAAAGUCCUCCACGCCCCGCCCGCUCGAAGCCGAGAAGGUCAAGGCGGAGCUCGCCGAUGAAAUGAUCGCAGUGAGAAGGAUUGUCCCCAAGGAGGUCGUGCCCACCGUAACGCUUUACCGAGCCAUCGAGGAGGAGCGACGUUCGACCGCCGUCUCGGAGUCGUCGGAGUUGGCCGACAGCCGCGAGGUCGCGCUCUCUCGUGAGCCGGACAAACCGCCGCGCCGCGCCAAAGCCGAGGAUGGACACGAGCCGGAGAAAGCGAAGGAGCGCCGUGAGAAGGAGCGACACAAGGGCAGAGAGAGGGAGAAAGAGAAGAAGAGGAAGCACGCCCACGGCCACAAGCAGGAAGACGCAAAAGAGAAGCGGAAGCACCGAGACAAGAAGGAAGAGAUGGCCUUCUCUUCCUCCUCGUCGUCCUCCUCCUCCUCCUCGUCCUCGCGCUCCGGCAGCAGCCGCAAGCGGCACAAGGAGGGCAAGAGCCACAAGGACAAGAAGGACCGACGAAUCCUGUGCGACCUCAACCUCCAGAGCAAGGAGGGAAAGAACCGCGCUCACCACGACUCUGAGAAAAAGAAGCGGAAGGACGCGACCGCCGCUGGCGAAGGCGAGCACGCGGCGUGGAGGUCGAAAGGCGGCGUAUCGGGCUCGUCGCUCGGUUCCGCUGACUUGCUGAAGCUGAAGGCGCUGUCGGACGGGCCCCCCAAGGAGCUGAAGAUCCGACUGAUCAAAGUGGAGAGCGGCGACCGGGAAACCUUCAUCGCCUCCGAGGUGGAGGACAAGAGGAUUCCCCUGGCAGAGAUCAGCAUCGAGAACACGGCCGCGGAAAUAAUCCGAUCUUGCAAGGGGGCAAGGGUCAAAGGGAAGUUCAGGGAAUCUUUCUUGCUGCCGGCCUUCUCCGUUAAGCCCAUCUUGACGUCAGAGGAGCAAAUUCCGAGAGACAAGCUCAACCCUCCCACGCCCAGCAUCUACCUGGAGAGCAAAAGGGACGCCUUCUCUCCUGUGCUGCUGCAGUUCUGCACAGACCCAAAGAACCCCGUUACGGUCAUCCGAGGCCUGGCUGGAUCUCUGCGCAUCAACUUGGGCCUGUUUUCUACCAAGUCUCUGGUGGAGGCCAACGCGGAGCAGGCGGUGGAAGUGCGGACUCAGGUGCAGCAGCCGGCCGACGAGAACUGGGACCCCAGCGGGACGGGCCAGACGUGGCCCUGCGAGAGCAGCCGCUCCCACACCACCAUCGCCAAGUACGCUCAGUACCAGGCGUCCAGCUUCCAGGAGAGUCUGCAGGAGGAGAAAGGAAGCGAUGAGGAGGAUGAAGACGACGACGAAGAAGAAGAGGACGACGACGACAAGAAGCCAUCCGCCAUCUCUGAAAACCCGAGCAAGGAAAACAACGUGAAAGAAAGCAGCGGUGAGCCGAAGCCAGUGGGCAAGAUCAUUAAAUUUGGCACCAACAUCGACCUGUCGGAUCCCAAGAGGUGGAAACCUCAGCUGCAAGAGCUCCAGAAGCUGCCUGCGUUCAUGCGCGUGGCGUCCAGUGGCAACAUGCUGAGCCACGUGGGACACACCAUCCUGGGCAUGAACACUGUCCAGCUCUACAUGAAGGUCCCGGGGAGCCGAACGCCAGGCCACCAGGAGAACAACAACUUCUGCUCGGUGAACAUCAACAUUGGCCCCGGAGACUGCGAGUGGUUCUCCGUGCACGAAAACUACUGGCAGGCCAUCAGCGACUUCUGCGAGAAGCACGGCGUGGACUACCUGACGGGUUCCUGGUGGCCCGUGUUGGAGGACCUGUACAACGCCAACAUCCCAGUGUACCGUUUCAUCCAGAGGCCGGGGGACUUGGUGUGGAUCAACGCCGGGACCGUGCACUGGGUUCAAGCCGUGGGCUGGUGCAACAACAUCGCCUGGAACGUGGGACCCCUGAACGCUUACCAGUACCAGCUGGCCCUGGAGAGGUUUGAGUGGAACGAAGUGAAGAAGGUCAAGUCCAUCGUGCCCAUGAUUCACGUGUCGUGGAACGUGGCCCGCACGCUGAAGAUCACCGACCCGGACACCUACAAGAUGAUCAGACACUGUCUGCUGCAGUCCAUGAAGCGCAUCCAGAUCCUGCGGGACCAGCUGGUAGCUCUCGGCAAGAAGAUCUCCUACCAGGGCCGAGUCAAGGACGAGCCUGCCUACUACUGCAACGAGUGUGACGUGGAGGUGUUCAAUUUGCUGUUUGUGACGAGCGAGAGCAGCAGCAGGAAGACGUACGUGGUGCACUGCGAAGACUGCGCCCGCCGGAGCACCCCCAACCUGAACAACGUGGUGGUGCUGGAGCAAUACUCCAUGGAGGAGCUCACCGGCACGUACGAUUCCUUCAGCCUGGCCUCGUCCUGCUCCUUCUCCUGCUCCUCCUCCUCCUCCUCCUCCUCCCGGUGACGGGACUCCCUUCCCACGUCCUCAGCCACAACCAAAACUCCUGCAAGUCAGGACAAAACAAACGAGAAAAAAAAAAACACACUUUCAACGUUGAUUCUUGAAGGUAAUAGAAUGGAUUUGUUUACUGACUUGUACUGUUUACAGAUCAAGACAUAGCAGUUUACGCCUCGCAGACGGUGCUUUGUGAAACAACUCUUUGUUUUCUCUUGUUGUCUUGAAUACAUUUGUACAUGGUUUGGUUUUCAAAUAAAAAUAAUUUAUUGUUUUCUUAAACUAGAUUCGCCUAGAUUUAUAUACCACAUUGGCCUUGUCACUUGUAUUUAGAAAAGAGAACAUGGAAAAAGUACUAAUAAUAGAGAAUGUUUUCCUAAAGCAUUAAGAAUUUUCAAAUGUACAAUAGUUUGGAAAAAUUCAAGACAUACGGGUUUUCAUAACGUUGGUUGUUUUUUAGGGGCCGGGGUUCAUUUUAUCUUUGUGUGUUUUUUAAUGAAUGAUAUCCAUGUAUCGCUCCUGGAAAUGAUGAACAUUCGAAGUUUUGAUUUUCCCCGUUUGUUUGGUGCUCGCCUGCUUGUUUUGUUCCAUGAUGUCCUCUUGGAGAGGGGAAAUUGUACAUUUAAUUUAAAGACAUUCCCUCUAUUUAUUGGAUGGCAACGCUUUUCACCCUUUUUCUUAAAAAACAAAACAGGGCUCUCCCUCAUUUUCAUGCUGUCCUUUGAUGAUGAAGAUGAUGCAGUCCCCCCGCCCCCGAUGUAUAUGAAAUGAUAUAACGCCAUGUUGACAAAAGACAGUUCAUGUAGAAUUUGUAUGUUCGUUCAUUUUUGGGGUAACUUUAAGAUGAAACUUCAAUGAUUUUAUUCUAUAAUCUGAUGAAGAUGAUGCUGGUGCUAAAAGUUCUUUGUUUGUUUUCAUGAGAAUUCUAUUUUUCCUGUUGCAAUAUUACCAUUUUCCUUCUUUGUGCUCAUCUAUUUAUAACUGCACUGUGUAGAGCCUCCACACACACACACACACACACACACACCAAACUGAGCCAGACUUGUCUUAAAACACUUUGUGAAUUUGUGUGACAUGACGAUUAAUAAACCGAGACGAAUUGUA